Molecule: messenger RNA, 369 nt
Organism: Sabethes cyaneus
Lineage: Eukaryota; Metazoa; Arthropoda; Insecta; Diptera; Culicidae
Product: cuticle protein 19-like
Exons: 2
Coding region: 28-369 (113 amino acids)
Cellular component (GO): extracellular matrix
Source: RefSeq, a predicted model, not a curated record
ACAGCAAAGAUUAACAGGAGAUCCAAGAUGUUCAAGAUCAUCGUUCUGGUUGCCUGUCUGGCCGUCGUUGCUUCCGCCCAAUUUUACGGAGGAGAUCAAGGCCAUGAAGAUCACUACCAUACUUAUCCGAAGUAUAAGUAUGAAUACGGCGUCAAGGACCACCACACUAAGGACCACAAGAGCCAGUGGGAAAGCCGCGAUGGUGACCACGUCAAGGGACAGUACACGCUGGAUGAAGCCGACGGCACCCAUCGCAUUGUGGACUACAGCUCCGAUCACAAGAGCGGAUUCCAGCCGCAUGUGCUGCGCAAGGGACACGCUCACCAUCCGCACGGCGAAAGCUGGGCCAACAUCGAACAGCACUACUGA